Molecule: messenger RNA, 16070 nt
Organism: Pocillopora meandrina
Lineage: Eukaryota; Metazoa; Cnidaria; Anthozoa; Scleractinia; Pocilloporidae
Source: the annotation of a GenBank genome assembly
GGAGCUCUGUGUCGCAAGGAAAAUGGCCGGUGGCAACUUUAUCAACUGGCGUUAGACAGGCCUAAGCAGAUCUUGAUUUCUGUCCUCGAGAUGGAGAGCCGCAGAAUGGAGCAGUCUUCCAUAAGAAAGCCGUGGUUUCUACUUCCCCAAGCGAGUUGUGAAACGCCUCUUGUACAGGUAAGCUGCAGAUUGUAUUUUGCAGCGCUCGCUUCCCCGCUUUUCAACUUGACUUAGUUCAACUAACCUCCAAAAACGCCCUUUCCGCUGAUUGAUAUUCUGUUUUUGGUAUUUAAUUUAGGCAUCCUUGAGGCCAGCCGAUCCAACGACACUGCGAGCAAUCUUUAAUAAGGUUUGUAAAUUUACUAACUUUCGGGGAGAAACCCCGUUUAUUUCGAUCUCUAUUAUAUACAAUAACUUGUACAUUCUUUGCUGCUGGUCAGGUAGUUUAGAUAUGCCAUAAAAGGCUUUAAACGAUACUUGUGGAUUGCUUAAAAGGUUAUUGAAUGUCCAAAAUCGGCCUAAAUACCAAAUUUGUAGUCCCCCCGACUGAGAGAUGUUUUUAUUGUAUUGCAAAUCUGUGUUCUGUAUGAAAUGUAUUCGACACUUUCGAUUUUAACGCACAGGUUUAUAAUAUUUGAUAAAGUGAAAGGCAUUUAGAGACCUGUCUGUUUAUAUAGUUCAAUUUCUUUUACAGCUUAUGUUUUAAGCUUCAUCUCGAUUAGAGAUCCUAAGAUGAAAGAUAGUCUUGUCCAAAUAUUUGAGUGUGGAAAGCAUCCAAAAUUUCCUUCUCACAAUGUUGAUAUCGUCAAAUCUGUCCAAGUUCUUUUCUCUUUGGGAAGAGCUGACAGCUGAACAAGGAAGAGGAUGAACUACGAUCCUCCUCCUCUCCCCAAUCACUUAGCUUUCUAUUCUUUUGUCCUUUGCAUUGUUAUUUCAAGAUAUGCCAUGGUCAAAAGUACAAAAAAGUCAUAAAACUGGUGGUACCUGGUUAAUUAAGAGCAAGCAGCUUCUAAGCUACGUUUAUGUGCCAAAAAUGUCCCUUGCAGCAAGUAUCUAGUUUCUAGGACUUUCUGUAAACUAAUAUCCUUCUGGCCUAAGGAAGAGAUUGUCAAUUAACCCAGGCCUAGUAUAAUUUAUACUAUUACUUAACCACUGCAUAAAAAGCAUUUUGACUUGGAAAUAUAGAUGUUUUUAUACAUCCCAGGCCUGGCAACCCUGUCUGCAUAGUAUGGUAGAUGCCAAACAUUUUUUUCUUUCUUAACAAACAUUUCCCUCAGGAGAAUUGCCACGACACCUCCACUGCCCCUUCUUCCUCCUGGCCCUCCUGUUCCCAUUCCCAAAAUUAAUAAGCAUCCAUGGAUCUUAUCAGAGCAUUUACAGCAUUGUUCAUACCUAAUACUGUGGAUUUUUAACUAAUUAUGUUCAAGAAAGGAGUUAUGUAUGGUUAAUACACUGUAUUUGUACACAAAACUGUGGAACAGGUCUUUUGUGAAUGCUACAAUGACUUCAGUGUGAGUUGCUACUAAUGCUAUAACAUUGCAAGACUAAAAAGCUCCAUGGAACUUAUCUGAGCUUUCAAAGUAUUUUUUAUUUUCUACUUCUUCACUUAAUAUGGUGGAUUUUUUUAAUGUGUCAAAUAAAGGAGUUAUGUAUAGUUAACUACACUGUAUUUGUACACAAAUGCCACAGUGACUUCAGUGUGAGUUGCUUCUAAAGCUAUGACAUUGCAAGCCUUAAAACCUGCUUAGAUCUAUGAUGAAUUUGAAAUAUUACCCCCUAUUGUUAUCAUUGAACACUUGCAGUAUGCCACAGUGGAGCAGGAUGAUGAAAAGUUCAUGACACCAGUGAAUCUGAUCCGAGACUAUCUUGGAAUGCAGAAGGUUGAGGAGUACAAUGAGACAACUUUGAAUCUUCUUGCAGGAUGUGUUGACCAAACUAAAGAUGGGUAUGUCCAUUUCAUCUGGAAGCUCCUGUCCAAUUUCUCUAAAGUUCCUAAAAAAUUCAUAUUAUAAGCUGUCCUCAUUACAAAACAACUCAAACAACAUAGUAUAGCAAGCUUCCUGCUUGUUUAAAUAACCAGAUUGUACUGUUCAAUUCAUGUUGUCAAUAAUUCUUGAAACUUUUCCUUGCAAAUCAUAUAAAAACAUUCACUUUGCCCAAGGCAAAUGCUAUUUUAACAACUUCUCCAAUUACAAAAGCACCAAAUCUUAUUUGGACUGGUGACUUAACCCUUCAACCCUUAACUCACAAAAGUGAUUAACUUAAAACUUCUCCCUACAAUAUCCAUACAUUCUUCAGCAAACAGGUAAUGAGAAUAUUCAAACUUAUCAGGUAGAAGCUUCUAUCUUGAUCUAGCACCAAGUUCUCAUAACUAAUUUACAAGGAAAUGUGUAGUAGCUACAAGGCAGAAUUAACAAUCAGAUCUUGGGAGUUAAAGGAGUGACCAAAACAGAAUUUCUCCCUACAAUAUUGAUACAAUAUCGACCAGAUAAGUGAUGAGAAUAAAGAAAAAUAUCAAUUUGGUGAUAAUUAGUUGAUCCAUUACUAAAAUCUCUGAACUAACAUUAAAAGAAUUUUAUGGUUCACAGUAAGGAGAAUGACAAAUUUGAUCUGAGAGUUAGAGGGUUAAGAAAAGGGAAAUGACUGAAAUUUCUUAAACAAAUCAGAAUCCAACUGACUCUUUGUUUUUCUUGCAGCUUGAUCUCAUUUAGUGAAUUCUUGGCAUUUGAGGCCUUACUGUGUAACCCAGGUGCUCAACACAAGAUUGUUUUUCAACUUUUUGAUCUGGAUGGGAAAGGAUCAGUGACAUUUGGUAUGUUGCCCAGAUAGUGACAUAAAUUUUCAGUAUAAUAAUUAUGUAUUAGCUGUAAGAAUUCACUAUACACAUAUAUAUUGUGGAUAUAAUGUUUCCUUAGUAAUGAUUUUUCCAACUAGUUUGAGUUUUCUUUUCUUUUUUUUUUUUUUUUUUUUUUUUUUGCAAUCAUGGACUCAAUAUGGAACAAAGUAUACAAUAAUUAAACUGGUUUGAGGAAAAUGUAUGCGUGUAGAAGUUCAAAUGCAUGCAUGUAAAAUUGAUUUGGAAAAUAAUUUUUUUGUCUUUGAUUUUGAGUUGGUGAACUCUAUAAAUCAAGUACCAUAAUGAAUAUAGUUGCAGUCUAAGUCUGUAGUUAAGCAAAUAAUAACCUGGACUAGGUUAUUCAAAGCUAAGUUUGUAUGACCCAGGGUUAGUGUGGAAUCUGAUUUCAGAUUUGAUAGCUUUAAAAGAAAAUUCAGUCAAAUUAUUUUUGUCCAUAAUAUGAUUCUUUGAUGCUCUAAAAAUAACACAGGACAUUAUCCCAAAAGGCUUUUGAAUAAAGGAAUAAAGAAACCCAAAUUAAAAUUUAACCUUGGGUAAGUGCUAAUGGGCCUUCAAACAACUGGGCCCUGGUCCUGCAAAUGAAAACCUGCAAAUUACCUGCAAAUAAUAACCUAGUCCUUAUGAAUAAAAGGGCAGGACUGAUACAUAUUAUUCCAAAAAGCAUUACCAGAAAUUAUUGUAAUGGAAUCUCCAAUGGUAAGACUGUUGAUUGUCAUGUAAGUGGUGGGACAUUAGACAAUUUACAUGUAUUUCCUUCUUGUAACUAGGAGAUACAUGUGCAUGUAGAUUGCGAACAGCAUCGUCUCCAUGAUUUGCAUUAAUUCAAAGGGGUUUCAAAUAGUGCAAUUAUUGCAGCAAUACAAGGAGUCAUGCAUUAAAAUGUACAUGCAGUUUUGGAAAUAGUACAAAUAAAGCAAUUUGUCCCUUGAAACAACUUGUUACCUGGUGCUUAUUCCAUGGAUUAUAUUUACCAUUGUUACCAUAAAAACCUGCAGAUAAGCCGCACCUUUGUUCAAAAAACUGUCACUAGAAAUUGGGGGUGCGGCUUAUCUGUGGGAACAUUUUCCAUUUUCGUGUCUGAUCUAAUACCUGGUUACUAAGCUUCGAAUGUUCCACCCAUGUUCUUGUUGUAAUGCAAAAAUCUAUGAAAAACUGUGUUGAAUGAAUAAAUUCCUGUCAACAGAUACCAGAAAAAGAUCAGUCAUAUGUCAAAGUUGGUAGAAACAAUGUUCAUUUUAUUAAAGUGCUAAAAUUGUGGGUAAUACUUUGAAGUAUUUUCCGUUGCAAUGUUAAUGGUGAGUUUAUGUUCAAUGAACAAUGAAUGAAGAAGAUUUCUCAAGACUUGACAUUGGAUUUCUUUUGAUUUCUUUCAAAAAAAUUUUUUCCAAAAUUUGAGCUGCUAAAUUCAGGGUGCAGUUUAUCUGAGGGUGCGGCUUAUCUGCGGGUUUUUAUGGUACUCACGUUUUCAUUCAUAUUUUUCAGAUGAGUUUGAAAAUGUUAUCAAGAAGACAACUUUUUUCAGCAAAAUAAAGUUCAACUUCGACACUGAGUUUGUCAAGACAUAUUUUGGGGUUAACAAAAAGGCCCGUAUUCGUUUUGAUGACUUUUCACAUCUACUACAGGUUAGUAAAUUAUGUUUUUCAAACAGCCCCGUGGUACACAUAUGAAUAUUCUCCUUGCAACACCCUGCAUUAAUUUAAAAAUUAUGUUAAUUUCUCUUUUGUUUUGCAGGAUUUGGAGAAGGAGUACCAAAGACAGGCAUAUUUUCAAAGUAAAAUGCCAGACGGUGAAAUAACUGCUGUAAAAUUUUCAGAGAUAAUGAAAGUUUUACGAGGACACAAGCUGUCUCCAUUUGUCAGAGAAUACCUUCUCACGGUAAGAACUGGUUCAGUUUCUUUCUUUGUUUCUCAAAUAAGGUAAAUUUUCAGAGAUGUCAGUGUCUGUUAAUCCUCAAUCUGGACAUGUUUGAUUGUGGAUCACAGCCCUACAAAUUCAACACACAAUUCCUUCACUGAACUUUUAAUUCCAGUCUCCCCACAUAUUGAAAUAGGCUGAAAUGAAUACAAGCAAUUAAAAAGACUUCAUAGAAAUACAACCAUCCUGGAACAGAAAACCCUAUAAUUUUAAGAAGGGAAUACACUGUUAACUGUACUAUUUUUCCCUUCUUGUGCAGCAAAAUAUCCAAAUUCUUUUUUAAUUAGAUGGAUUUGUCCAUUCUUGUGGGAUGGUUUCCUUAACAAUGCACCCUGUAAUAAAAAUGCAUCUGAUCAGUGUAUGUUGCUCGCAGAACUGUACAUGUAAUGUUCCUCUUAUUGCAGGCUGCUAGUGGAGAAGGUGGCCAUCGAGUAAGCUAUGGUUAUUACAGAGCAUUCAAUGUAAUGCUUGAUCAUGCACAAGUUCUCCAUGAUAUGGCAAUAAAGGCUGCAAAAGGGAAUCGCUACAGGGAACUUAAGAAAGGUAAACUGGUUAACACAAAUGUAAAAUUAAUGUACUAGGCUGCUGAUAUGUAUAAAUAUUAAAUUUUAGUCUGUGGUCUGGAGAGUUUGCUGUGAGAGGACAUACACUGUAUCUUGCACCAAUUUUUUCAAAAAAAUUAUUUCAGUUGAAAAUGUCUUAUUUAUAAAAUCAGAUGAAGAGAGACAGCAGGUUAUAGAGAGUGCUUGGACUGCUUGUCAAAAUGCUUUUUUUUUAAAUUUUUUCCAGCUGACAUGCUACAGGAGGCCAAAGCUGAUGCUGAGGUAUGUACAACUUAAUCUUUGAAGUUCCUGUGCUUCUAUUUGUUUUGUACAAUGCAAGAGAAAUUUCUUUACUGGAGAAGUAACCAACAUGGUUAACAAUUAUUUAUAUUUUCAGAAAAAAAACCAUACUGAAAAAUUUUCCUUGCCUAGAUUAGGAAGAGCCUUUGAACAGUUCAUAUUAGAAGUAAACAAUAUGUUUCAUCAAUCUCAUUUCAAGACCUUGCAAAGUAAAUUUGAUUCUUCAUUAUGCAUUUUUUCUUGAAAAAAUAACAAAAAAAUUGGUAGCAAUAAAUACACAGCACUGUGUGCCAAUAAUUGGUGUAAUUCUCUCUGUAAAGAAGACCUUCAAAGGUCUUGACACUUGAGCCUCCAUCCUUGACACUCAUGUCAAGAUUGUCAUCUUACUUUUGAGCAGUACUGUACCUCAACUGAGGGAGCAUCAGUUUCAAGCCACUAUUCUGAAUGAAUUUUACCAUUUUGGAUGAUUACCCUAGAGAUAUUUCCUCUUUUCCCCUUGCAGAUCACUCCUUUAGUUAUUGAUAUUCUAUUCCAUCUGUGUGACUUGGAACACAGGAGAGGGUAAGUGGAUCAACCACGCCCAACUAGGGUUAGUUCCUAAAGAUUGCAGACCAAGUUAGGCAAAAGGUUUGCUCAUUAACCCUUUCACUCCCAAGAUCAAAUUAGUAAUUCUCCUUACUAUCUGCCAUACAAUUCUUCUGAUGUUAGUUCAGAAAAUUUGGUAUUGGAUCAGCUAAUAAUCCCAUGAUUGAUAUUCUUCUCUAUUCUCAUCACCUGCCUGCUUGAUAUUGUAUUGAUAUUGUAAGGAGAAAUUCUGUCUUGGUCACUUGUGGGAGUUAAAGGGUUAAUUGGCUGAACAGUAGUAUCCAAUGAGUAAAUUGUGGUUUCUGCAAAACAAGCUGUUCUGUCCAUCAAAACUUGUAUAACAUUAUGCACCUAAACUUGUGGAUGAUUAAUGCCAAUCAGACAUAAUAAAGACAAAUGUCACCCAUUGAACAAGGAGGAGUGAUACAUGUAGUUAUUAGGUGCUGCAAGCACUUUUCAGUCAGCGUAGACUUUCAUAAUUUCACCAAUUAAAUACAGUGAACCAGCAAACCCCAGUGCAAGGUGUUCUAUUUAAAUACUCACAACCCAUGAUCUCCCUCUUCGCUCUAAAUAGGGGCAAAGAUUGUAUAAGUUAGUAUUUCUAAACCUUUUGAUCUCUUAAUAUCUAAUGACCAACUUCUAAUUUCUCUCUUCAAUAUCACCUCAAUCAAGAAUCAAGAUAGAAAGCAAUGAUAACUAGUCAAAGAAGCCCUUGAUUGUUAACCAAAUUCUCCUUGUCAGCACUUUAGGAAAUGUAUAGAGAACAGUAUGGAGAAUAUGCAUACUAAUGUUAGGGUGUAGAGGAUUAAUUCAUUGUACGAGGCGAUAAAUCAGCUUCACACGAACAAUCAGUCACAGACUCAGCACAUCAUUAUUUUAAAGAAACUCACCCCAAAAGUCAUAACUACUUCCAUUCGCGCUAUUUUCAGCACACUGUGUCACAGAGUAGCCCCUUAAUCGAAACGUGACCCAUCUUUGUUUGUUAUUGCUGUAAAUCAUUUGGUGUUCAUCAGCUGUGAUUUGCUGUUGCAUAUUUCAGGCGGAUCACAGUGUCAGAUGUGCAUCAGAUUCUUCCGCAUCGGGAUGUAUUUAAAGUUUUCUCCACUGAAAGAAUUGAAGAGGAGGUUUGUGAGGACAUGGCCCUUGAGUCAUUAAAUUAGUAUUUACUGCGAAAUUUUUUUUGAUUCGAGCAUUGGCCAUGUUGCUUUUACGAAGGGACAACAAUUAGUACUCUUAUGAUGUAGUAAUUUACCAGCUCAGAGUUUUAACGUCGUACGUAAUUGCCAACGUAACGUUAAGAAAUCGAUUAUCACGAUACCGGUAUUACUCAGUCAUAAUCUACCAAAUACUUGCGGUAGAUAAGACUUUUACAACUCAAAGUUCCAAAGCUGUUCAUAACUGUAAUCCGCCCCCAGUCUUUAGACACUUCUUCACAUCAAUUAUUCGUCAUCGGGCAGGCUUGAAAUCGAAUUCUAUUUUCUUUGAGAAGAGUUUAAAAAAGAAUUAAUACCCAUUUUGAUAGAAUCGUUGACUCCUUUCUUGCUUGAGGUUUUGGUUACAAAGAUUUGCCAAAAGGAAGAGAAAGGCAAAAGCUAGAAACUUUACUUUGUGAAGCCUUUCAAAACAUUUUGCCUUUGAUCAUCUAUUUUCUUUGAUUUAAGACAAACAAGCAAAGGAAAGUCUUGUCAACACUUAAUUUGGUGGAAGAUUGUCAAAUUUCUCUAUUUAGUAUAUCGACUACUUACAUUUUCAUAUACUCUAUUAGGUCUUUGAUUCGUUGUUUCUCAUUUCUGAAUAUGUAGCAGAUGAUAACCAAACCCAAAGAUGAAGAAGGGUCAGUCUUAUGGAAAGCUGUAGAGCAAGUUUAUCGGUUUGGCCUCGGUUCUGUGGCAGGAGGUAAGCUUUGUUGAAGUACGCUAUAACACUUGUGAAGUCUUGUUAAUGCUCGAAACGAAAUAGUCCAUCGUGUUUUUUUUCCUCAUUGCUCUUUUCUGUAUAUUUUGCUCUAUGUUCUCUUUGUAUCGUGUACACAGCUGUUCAUAAAUGCGAGAGAGGGUCUUGGUAUUAAGGCACUCACUUUGAACAUAAACAUUGACGGGAACAGUUAGACGAAUUUCCUUCGAUUCAAAGCCCGUUCGUGGUUUCACUAUAACAGCUACUAUAAAUUAACAGAUAUAACACGCGCUCUGGUUGGUCAAAACCCUAUUCAAUAGGGUUUGCAGUGUAUUGUAUACUGGAUAAAGCCAUGACUAUUAUAUGCAACCACACCCUCUAUCGAAAUACUAGCGUAAUAAUCGACUCUUGAUGCUAAUAGGACUUUCAAAAAGUAUGCAAACUUUUCUCUUAAUCUCUCGACAUUCCGCGUGGGUUAUUACGCCGGUGAAACGAAAACAACUGUAGUCUAUUGCUUAAAUAUACCAUGAUGAGCGAACCAAUCGCGUUCUGCGAUCGGUUUGCAAUCUGUCAAUAGAGCCCUGGGCACGAUCGUUAACCCUUCAAUCCCUAAGAGUGACUCGCAUAUAAUUUCUCCCUACAAUAUCAUCUCAUAUUUAAACAUAAAGAUCACAAGAAUUAGGGAAAUGAUCACCAACUGAAGAAGCUUUUGAUUGUUUUACAAAUUCUCCUUGUCAGCACUUUAGGAAAUGUAUAAAGAACAGUGUGGAGAAUAUGCAUACUAAUGUUAGGGCGUAAAGGGUUAAUGUAAGCCCAAGCCCCGGUCGUUCGAUGGGUGAAUAAAUGUCAAUCCAGUGGAUAGUGCAAUACGUUUUCUUUAAACUUAUUCACUGGGUAGCGAUGUAUCCAUUGGAUAACAUUAUCUGCCCUUUGGACAAAUUGGCCAAGUACUUUUAGCAGUACUCUAAUUCGUUAUCCUGGUCCAUAAAGACGCAAAUAUGGAACACGGCUUUUCCGGCGCUCCAAACGCUCAAAGUCGCAGCAGCAGGGUGAGAUAGGCUUAUCGUCGUGCCAAUAAGAAACUAAGUUUCGUUUCACCUUGCCCAUCUGUGCGGCCAGUGAUGAAAUGUUGAUAAUGAAAACUUAAAUCUACAUCAGGAGAGCAUUGGCUCUUUCGAUUCAAAAACAGGCUUACUCAUUUCGCUGUUAACGCGUGAACUUCAACGUGAAAAUAACUUUUGGCGGUGUUGUUGUAUCCGUCAGCUGCUGGAGCGACUGCAGUGUACCCUAUUGAUCUGGUCAAGACAAGAAUGCAGAAUCAGCGAGCAGUGUUAGCUCAAGAGAGACUGUACGCGAACAGUUUUGACUGCUUCCUCAAAGUUAUUAGAAAUGAAGGCCCGCAAGGAUUAUACAGAGGUUGGUACCUUGCGACACUUAUUAGCUUGUUUGACUUUCCCAAAAUGUCAUCUCUUGAUGAAAUUAGGAGAUCCUCGCAGCUAAGAACACUACUGAAACGAGUAGUUGUAAAUAGGACCUGAAAAAAAUUUCAGGCCCGUACGGGAUUUGAACCCAUGACCUCUGCGAUACCGGUGCAGCAAAAAUUUUUUUUCAGGUCCUAUUUACAACUACUCGUUUCAGUAGUGUUCUUAGCUGCGAGGAUCUCCUAAUUUCAUCUUUCCACCGCAGUGCAAAUAUGUGAAUUUUCAUAUAUCUAAAAUCUUCAUGUCAUCUCUUGUUAGCUCCUCUCUAUCUUUAACCUUCAGUUUAUUUUUCUAAUUAAGUAAUUUAUGUUUCAUUUUGGAGAAAAGUUUCAAGUUCUUUAAAAUUUCUUGGCGACUCUGUAUAAGUCAUUCACCUUGCUGACUCCCUACCUACUGAAGAACAUAUCACGUUUCAUUUUAGUUUUAUUACUUGUUUUAGUUGCAGUUGGUUCUACUUUGGCGCCCUCAGUGACGCUAAAUGUUUAGUGUAAUUUUUUGUUUUAGGAUUGCUGCCUCAGAUUGUUGGAGUUGCCCCUGAAAAGGCCAUUAAAUUAACGGUAAGUUUAUUACUGUAUUUCACUUCAAGUUUAAUCGGUCGUGAAGUCAGUCAAAAAAUCGAUCUUUAGUCGGUUGGAUAGUCAUCAUCAAUCAGUCCUUCCGUUAGACGAUCAGUCUAUCAGUUAGUCAGUUGGUUGGUAAGUCGGUAGGUUGGACAGUUGGUCGGUCGGUCGGUCAGUCAGUCAGUCGGUCAAUCAGUUAAUCACUCCGGCUGUCGGUCAGUCAGUCAUUCAGUCAUUCAGUCAUUCAGCCAGUCGGUCAGUGAGAUAGUCUAUCAGUCAGUCGGACAGUAUGUCAGUCAUUCAGACAUUUAGUGGGUCAGUCGGUCUGUUAGUCCGUGCGUUUUUCAGUUGGUAAAGGUAAAAAUCUCUAACGAGCAAAGUUUACUUUGACUGAUUUCUUGUUUUUUCUGUUCAGACAAAUGACCUUGUUCGUGACGUGUUCCGCGAUAAAGAUGGAUUCAUAAGCUUACCUUUUGAGAUCGUAGCUGGUGGAUGUGUAAGUAUUUUUUGAACCACUGAAACUUUAAGGUGCUGGGUAGACGAAUUACGUGUUCUUCAGAUUCAGUCAAUUACAAAGUGGCAAUCUCUUUCAGAAAAAAUCCCCCAAUAUAUCCGUGAUUUGGCCCAGUCGUUUUAUAUCAAGGCUUAUACAACUAUCGCAUGUUUGUCAAGAUACGAAACGUAGCGAGUGGAAAUCAAAUGAUCGAAUUUUACGACGGUAAAGAAGAAAAAGAACCGAGUCACACACACACAAAGAAAGUGAGAAUGGCGGUGUUGCUUUCUUUACAUUGUAUACUACCCAAUUAAAUUCCUGUAGUUAUGGCGACUGUCGAUCCCGCUGUUGUGGUUUACCAAAUUUUAAUGACGUGAUUUUCUUGUAUGACGUCACACAGUUGUUUAGACUGCUUGCAGUCUCUCUUUUUUCCAAUGGUAAGAGAGCGAGAGGAGACUGGGGCAAGAGUGUUCGAUGAGACCCAUUCCCUUUCCGUUUAAUCACCAUUUAUGCGUUUGCUCUCUCUCCAAGGUCGCCAGACCCAAGAUAAAAUAGUGGUCCCUAUUUUCUCUGGUGGGACCGUAAAAGAAAAAAGACUACACACAGUCUUACGGCGGUCACGAUUGCCUCUGGUCUUUGGUUAAUCAAACGUAGAGUUAGUCUAAAGAGUAAGGGAAACGUGUAUGUAAGCUUUUUGUGUAUUUCUGUAAUGGUGACAGCGCAGACGAUGAGGAGUAAUCGUGGCGAUCAGCUGCCAGUUUUACUUGAAAUAUUCAUUUCUUUAGGGAGGAGCUGCUCAGGUUCUGUUCACCAAUCCUCUAGAGAUCGUGAAGAUCAGGUUGCAGGUCGCUGGAGAAGUUGGAGCUACCGGUAAAGACAAGGUGACGGCAUUGAGGGUCAUCAGGGAACUGGGACUGACUGGACUUUACAAGGUACUGUUAUCAGAACAACUUAGGAAAGAUGUUAUUUGUAUUGUCACCAACGUGGAACAAAGGGGGAAUACAGUUGUCAGAUUUUAUAGUAGUCCCAUGCUCAUGAAAUAUUUGAUAACCGAGUUCCAAAUCUACCUUCCUUCCAAUAUCAUUUCCACACUAGAGCAACAAGUAAAAAAACAAGGUUUUCCAUCCCUCUAAACAGGAUAAACCGCUUGUCCCGCGGGAAUUAAUGUUCAGCGACUCUGUCGCGCUGGUUACAUUUGAUUAUAGUAAAUGGAGGUUCUUAAUUGUUGUUUUCUCUUUCUUGUCCCUCAGGGUGCACGAGCUUGCUUUUUAAGAGACAUUCCAUUUUCUGGUAUUUAUUUCCCGGCUUACGCUCAUCUGAAGCUUCACUUCAAAGACGAGAAUGGCCAGAUUGGUGCUGGCGGACUUUUUGUCUCUGCAAUGAUGGCUGGUGAGAGAAAUUGAUUGAUCGAUGGCCUUGUCAACAUGCUAUUGCUGUAGAAUGUACGGUUUAAUCAGCUGCUGGAAAAUACCUUAAAUUGGUUUGAAAGACCUAUGCGUUUCAACAUUGUGUAUCUUUUUCCAUGCAGGAGUUCCUGCAGCAGCCUUAGCAACCCCAGCUGACGUCAUCAAGACUAGAUUACAGGUAAACCGUCGAAGCAUCCUCACACGUUCACCUCGGUUUUCACCCGUUUUUCCCCUUGUUGAAACCGCGCUAGAGGAAAUUUAUCUCUUGUUUAGAGUUUCUUUUUGUUAAUCCUUUUUUUUAGUAACGAUCCAAGCUGAUGAAAAGCUUUCUUUCCCUCUUUCUGUAAAUUAAUGUCAACUUUUUCUUGUAAUCGGGGAACCUUUUCAGAAUUUAAAAAGGAAAAAAAAGGAACCGAGUUGAGUGAGGAAAGCAAUUUGCACCCUGUCCGAGACUACAGAAAGCAUGCUUAACGAGAUGUAUUGUGCUUUGACCUUUGAAUUCAACUUUAGUGCGGUCUAAUUUACGGAAAGCGAUCGAAUAAUUAAAGGAUCCAUCUAAUUAAUUUUUGCUUCCUAACAACAAUCGUUCAUCAUACUCACGACCAAAAUAUUGCUUGUAGCCAAGGACUUUGCUAAUCAAAACUCUGUUUGCUGGGCGUAGGUGAAAGCUCGGUCAGGACAGCAGUCAUAUCGAGGGGUGAUUGAUUGUUUCAGGAAAAUACGGAAGGAGGAGGGAGGUAGAGCCUUUUGGAAAGGAGCAGGAGGUCUGUUUGAGUAGAAUACUCUUUGAAUUUUCUAAUUCAAAAUGUACGCGAAUUAAAGUGUUCGGCCUGUCCAUAUGUAGAGGUACCACAGCAAACUUCGCUGCUGCGAGGCAUUCGCAUACUUCGCUUGUUCGGUUUCCAGCACCUCAAUGAUUGGAUGAUUGAAAUUUAUUUGUUUUGUUUGAAUGGAAGAGAAUGAUCGCAGAAAGAAAGCAAGGGCAUCAGCCUCGCUUACAUGCAUCGGUCGUCCCACCAUUCAAUCCACCUGAAAGAUAUUAAUGAUUGACAAAUAUCAAACUUUCUUCAAAGAGUGAUUGCAGCAGCAAUAAAACUAAAAGAGAUGUUAAGUUUGAAAAAGUUUUCAUCCUGACGUCUUAUGUUUCUUUCGCCUACAGCGCGAGUUUUCAGAUCCUCGCCUCAGUUUGGGGUCACUUUGCUCACGUAUGAAAUUCUCCAGAGAGUGUUUAAAGUGAAUUUUAGCGGAAAGGGGUGAGUACAAUGAACAGCAUGGACAUGAAAGACGUGCGGUCAAAUUUAAUCUCUGUCCCUUACAUACGAGUCGAUAUUACGUAUCAUUUUUACCCUUCGUUAUAACCUAUCAGCGGGGAGCACAUUAUAAAUUUGUAGGCUUUCAACUAAAAACAUCAUCGUUGGGUUAGCUCUUGUCAGAACCAUUUAACCUUUUAACUCCCAGAUCAAAUUUUAUAAUCUCCUUACUGUCAACCAUACAAUUCUUAUAAUGUUAUUUCAGAGAAUUUAGUAUUGGAUUAACUAAUUGUCCCCAGAUUGAUGGUUGUCUUUAUUCUCAUCACUUAUCUGGUUGAUAUUGUAUUGAUAUCGUAAGGAGAAAUUCUGUCUUGGUCACUCAUGGGAGUUAAAGGGUUAAAACAUCGAUACCACUUGUAUCGCUUCUUAGCUUACUUUCAUCGUCACUGAUACUUAGCCAUUGAAUCGUGACAAAGCACUUUUAUACUGCGCAUUUACGAAAAAUCGUUAAUCCUUACCUAGAGAUUUUCAUAAUAUGUUUUUUCAUUUUGAUUCUUACAACAGAGCAAUAGUGCACGAAGCCUGGAGUGAAAAAAGGUCCUAUAACCCUGACAUCUCAUUACAUCCUGACCACAUCGGUGGCAUGAGAAUGGCUGUGGCCUCGUUUGCAGGCAUUGAAACCAGGUUCGGUUUAUGUUUACCCAAGUUCGCACAUGCAGCAGCAGAGAAAAAAGCUAAAUGAACAUUACUCCGGAGGGAAAGGAUAGGUAGCAGACUUGAACUGAAUCUGUCGAAGCCGAUGAAAAAGAAAUUGCUGAUCAAUUUCAGUCUGUUUGAAGGAGAUUCAAACUCUAAAGAACCUUCCUCAACAUUAACAUUCAAGCCACGCUUGUCGUAAGUGGGUAGCUGUGUGUCUAUUUAAGCUUGGUUGCGCUUGUAACACAGGUGUGGCACCAUUAGUACUUGUUAUUCGUACGUGAGCGCGUAUAUGAAGUCACUUGGAUCGUUAGUGCAUCGUGUAUUUGGCAGAAAGAGCUAAACUAGCAGAUUUGAAUUAAAAGCAGCGUGUAUGAUGCACGAAUUUUGAAAUUUAAUCGUGACUAUGUCAAACAAACCAAAGUGGCGUUAGGAAACUGUGAAAUGCUAUUCUUAUCUUUUUGUCCUUAAAAUGCUAUUUUAAGCAUUGAAAAUCUCUAUCUUGCAAGUGGAAAAUUUUUGUGGGAAUCCCAGAGCAGACAUUCUUGACUGAAUUUACCGCUUUAUAUUAUAUAUUAUAUUGUUCAAAUAGCCUUUGUUUUUUUUAGCAGUUUAUUUAAAUUGCAGAGGCUUAUAUCACAUCGAUCAGAUUCAAAUUUUUUAUAAUUCAAGUUUAUUAAUGUAGCAAAUGUAAUCAUCAAUUCGUUUGACAAAAGACUUUCAGGAACUGCGUAAAAAUAAGGUCUUGAUACACGCACACAAGCAAAUGCUAGCGAACAUAACAGCGCCGAGCACUGCUCUAUUUAUUAAUAGGCUUUCAAGGUCUAUGCGAGAACGAACUUUUUCAAUAUAAUGGAAUGACAUGAAAGCUCGACACAGUCGGAUUCUGAUGUGAAUUCAACUGUAUUGUUUGCCCGCUAUAAUCUUUCCUUGUGGGGCCUGUGGGUGACUUAUGUUAAUCCAGGCGUCUGAUCCGGGGUCUUGGUUACUAACAGAAAAUAUAUGUCAAAAUAUUUUUAUGUUUGAAUUUGUUGUAAUUUGGUCUGAGAAUGCGUGGAAAUACAAUGGACGCUAGUCUUCUUGUUUAAGUCGCGGAAUGCUAUGUAUCUCUCUUUUGAUUCAAAGGUGAAGUUUGCUUUCAUACCGAUCGAUAUAUCUUAAACAAGUAAAACUGAAAAGUAGUGCGAUUGUUUCGUCUCGCCAUCCAAGUUGUAUACUCUUCAGUUUCUCUUAUCCGUCUCUCUCUUCACAAUACGUGUUUUCCCAAUAAAACGUCCUUCCCUUCUGAAAUUGUAACGUUCCUGUCAAUAGUGCGUUUCCCAUGCCUCGAAACCACGAUACAGACACUCAUUUCUCUCGUUCCCUCCAAAGAUAUCUUCCUCUCUUAAAACACGUCUCUUAGUUGAGAAUAUGUUGGGGUCAUGACGAAACAAAGAAUCGUCUAAUUGUUCCCUUUCAAGAUUAGCUCCCUUAAUGAAGUUUGGUGGGGCUCCCUAAAACAGUUGCCUUUAAUCAAAAUUUAGCGUAUAGCGAUAGGUAGUUAAAAAAGUACGAUAAUUUAGCUUUAGUAAUCAGUUUUACUGAAACCAAAGAGAAAAGAAAACAACAUGAAACCAAUUUUAAUUAAAUAUUGAACACGGUUGAAAUUCUGUUUCUUCGUAGGUUGUUUUCAAUUUUCGGCCUCUCGUUCACACGAGCACUUUCAUCGAAAAGGGCAAACUAAGGGCUCUUCGACGAUUAUUUUUAAAUCACCAAUAACCUUGCUAAAUGGACGCAACGAGUACGAUUCUUACUUUACAAGAAUUGGCCGAUCAGCUAGUUGCGGUAGCCAAUAUUAUAUCCAGACUCACAAAAAAAGGCAGCUGCGCAAAACCUGAAGGAGCUUCAAUUAUUUAAUCGGAGCAAUUUACGAGCCAUGCGCUAAUUGCCAUUUCCUUUUGAAAUGGGAAACUGAACAACAUGUGACAAUUCUUUUGACACACUCAAAGACAAAAGGAAUAUUUCCUGACAGUGCAAGUUCAAAGGGUUAUUUGCAAGUUGCCAUGUUGCUAAUAAAAUUGGAAGUACUUAUUCAAACACUGCUGCUCCGACUA